Messenger RNA from Sodiomyces alkalinus F11, 2211 nucleotides. RefSeq lists its product as hypothetical. The record is from RefSeq and is a predicted model, not a curated record. Gene Ontology annotation, molecular function: DNA-binding transcription factor activity, RNA polymerase II-specific; zinc ion binding. Bases 1 to 2211 code for a protein of 736 amino acids. Gene Ontology annotation, biological process: regulation of DNA-templated transcription. The transcript is spliced from 7 exons. Lineage: Eukaryota; Fungi; Ascomycota; Sordariomycetes; Glomerellales; Plectosphaerellaceae.
AUGGCCUUGUGGGGCCAUGCGAUGCGGGACGAGGACAUGGAUAUGGAAUUGGGAGAGGUCCCCACACCAGAAGCUAAACCAAUCCUGCCGUCUCCUGAGCUGUACGGGCAGCACACACCGAGCGAUGCAACAUUUAACUGGACUGCCCUGUCACCCUACAACUUUGGACCAAAGUAUCAGUCCGGCCCCGUUCCAUUCCGGGACGUGUAUCAUCAGAUACAUAUAGCUUCUGGAAUCGCUGCCUGUCGUUUCUGGGCGUCUCUACGGAACAAACUUCAUGACAUAUGCCAGGUCUAUAGCGUUUCCCUCGUCUUUAAAGCUCCAACUGUUGUCAUGUUCGGCACCUUGACCAUCCACCCCAAGGCACCAUUGGCCUUUGUCGAGAAUCCUAACAUUGCCUCGGUUCUCAGUCGAAAUCGCCGAGACAAGCCGCAUGUUUCUUGCGAGCUGUGCAGAGCCCGAAAGACCCGCUGCAGUGGAGAGGCUUCUGGCUGUGAUAAAUGCGUCGCAAUGUCUGCCGAGUGUCGUUAUCCUCCUCGCGAUCAAAAUGCGCAUCGUACGAAGCGACGACAUGCUUCUAUGAAUGAUGAAGCCGCCGAGAACACGCAUGCAAUUACCGUUACCACCAACAAGACCAACCAGGACGGCAACACACGUGCAACCAACAGUGUCAACAGCCACAAUACCAACAACACCAACCAAGAUGUCCAGCGAGACUUGAGCGAAGCAGAACAGCCGAUGGUGCAGCGCAGUCGGAUAGAACCCUUACAACCUGUCCCAUGUGCCUCCCCAACGGGCGGCAUGGACGUCACCGGCCUGAACAACGCCGAUGUGGAGCCCAACGCCGACCAACAAGAUAUCGAACAGUGGUUAUUCUCCAACGUGCCCAGCCACCCAAGCCUUCUCCCUGACGGCGCCGCGGGGACGGGGAUGGAAGACUGGGCGGAUAUGGCGUCGAUUCUUGACCCAGCCAUGUCUGCGCAUCCAGACCCCUUUGGCGAUGAUGCCGAAACCUUGUACGAUCUUCAACCCGAUCACACAUUAGACGAUUCGAAAUACCCUUGUGAAGCAGCUUUGGAAGACGGUGACCGCCAUCAUCUCCCAUUGAGACGACGUGCCGUGUCGCCCUUUUCCGUACUACCCAUCAAGCACUCACCUAGUGACACUUUUGUUCAAAGACAACAAACCCAUCAGCAACAGCAGCAACAGAGGCAACAGCAACCGCAACACCCGUGCCACCAACAUGCGAGUCUCGAUUCACAGGGAUUUACCUCUGUCGGCAACCACGGAGGCUGGUCUUCCAUCUCGCAGAUAAAUUUCAGUAGAAAGCGACGCGCUGCUACUGCAGACAGUCGGGGCAGGCCCCUUACCAGUAGCGGGAAUGCCAGUGCCAGCGCCAGCGCCAGACCGUCAGCCACCCGCCGAAGGACCCGAGGACCGGAAUCAUCCACCUGCACAAUGUCCCAUGCCCAAGGAGGAGGAGGAGGAGGAGGAGGAGGCGAAGUCACUUCUUCCACCACCGCUACCCUCUCAGCCACCAAUACCCCUAACACCACUACCAACAGCACCACCAUCACCACCCACACCGGCAGCACCGCCACCUCGUGUCCCUGCCUCCACCACACCAUCCUCCUCCUCGAAGAGCUGGGGGCUAAAUACGCCGCUGAUCAACCUGCCACGCUGGACAUCAUGCUGAGCUUCCUCCGGAGCGCCCUCUCCCACUGCACCGCGGCGCUGGACUGCAGCCGGUGUCAGGAGCAAGGGGAGACGAACAUCCUCGUGGCGGUGGUGUGCCAGUACAUGUGCGUCCUGUACGAGCGCGUGGUCCGCGCAUGCGUCGGGAUGCUGGAGACGACCAUCGCAAGUCCAUGUCGGGAAGAACAGGGCGCCGCCAGCAACCCCCCCGGCUCGGCGGCCAAGGCGUCGUCGUUCCCUUUAUCACAUGCAUCCUCCUUAUGGUCAUCUGGACGACCCCUGACCGCCGGCCCGGACGACUGCGAGUCGGUCGGGACGUCGAAUGGCCGGUCCAGCGAUUCUACGGAGGAUAUGUGGUUUUCGACGUACCGAAUCGAGAGUAACUGCGAGCGCAUGCAUGUCCUUACUACCCUCGUCACGGUUCAGUCUACCGAAUUUGCGCGGUUACUGGGCCGGGUGAGGAUGCGGGUUGGAGGGAGCAGAAAAGAGGACCAAUCGUAUGCGGCGCAUGCUUAA